AGAUGAGGACUCAGCAAAAUAAAACCCAGAGAGAGAGAGAGGAGCUGGGGCUGUUCUGCCGCAGCUGCUAGGCAGGCUCCUCUGUAGAGAUGGACAGCCGUUCUAGCUGCCCCCAGCAACCAGCUUUGAUCUCAGAAUGGGACAGGGAGCAGGAAGGCCCUGAUGGACAGAUGGACAGGCAGACGGGAAGGGUUGGACGAGGGGGUGGGGGAGGGUACCCUGGGCACAGCAUCUGUUUGGGAUCUCUCUUCAUUCUCCUUCCCUUCCUCCCCCCUCCCCAAGCAUAUAAACACGCACACAUGCCUCUUCAGAAGUGUUUCUUUCUUUCUUUCUUUCUUUCUUUCUUUCUUUCUUUCUUUCUUUCUUUCUGAUAUGUCCUCGAUGUGAGGACUUUAUAUUAAAUGGAUUUUUGGAACUGGGAGAUGGACUCGGAGCUUGCUCCAUCCACUCCACGCAUCUUUCUUUCUUUCUUUCUUUCAAGGAUGACGCAAAUUCGUGAAGCGUUCCAUUUCUUUCUUUCUUGAUGACACGCAAAUUCUUUCUUUCUUUCUUUCUUUCUUUCUUUCUUUCUUUCUUUCUUUCUUUCUUUCUUUCUUUCUUCAGCCUCCUUCCUCCAUUUCAGCUGGGGUUUUCUUGGGGAGGGGGGGCAGGAGCACGCAGGUUAUGCAUAUCUGUGUGUAUCUGUACGUGUGCGUGCAUGCAUGUGUGUGUGCAGUGCCAAGUGAGGAAACAGACCCAUAUGUUCUUGCCGGGUGCUACAGCAAAGGACUUUGGCAAAAACGCAGGAGCAAGAGAAUGAGAGAGAUUGGGGGAGAGAGAGAAAGGAAGAGGGUGAUGCAUGUUUAAGCUCCUUACCCUUUCCCAGUGUUUUACUGAACUCUAGUAGGGCUGGUGUGUGUGUGUGUGUGUGGAGGGAUGGGGUGGGAGGAGGGAGGAAGGGAGAGCAUACUGCAGGAGCUGGGACACCCAGCUGCAUGGAGACGGGGAACUGUUAAGCUGCUGCAUGCAUUAAAGACUGCUCAGUGUGCAGGAGAAAGCUCCUUUGUGGUACAUGAGUGUAAAUAGUAUUCUCUCCUCCCCUUUCCUUUCUGCCAUCCUCCCUCUUUUCUACCUACUCCCUUUCCCUUCUCCUCACUCUCUCCUCUGUCCCCCUUCUCUGGUUUCUCCCUCUGUUGGCUCCUUCUGUCUCCCAUUUUCCAUCCCUUCUCCCAAAUCCCCUUCCCUUUUUCCAUCCCCAUCGCUUUCCACCCCUCCCCCCACCUCCGUCUGUCACAGAAAAUUUCACUUUGCCAGGAUACAGUUUUGUGAAUUCACGGCAGCCACCACGGAGAAAACACAAGAACCCCCCUUGGGCCCUCCAUGUCCCUUUGAGGGGGCGUUCUGGACCCAGAGACCCACGAACAUCCCCCACCAGGGGUGUUUCACUUGCAUUUCCAAGCCCCCUGCCAUACAGCCAGCUUUGCCUGUCCUGUCUCCUUCUUCUGCUGUUUACCUUAUGGAGAACAAGAGCUGCAAAGGGGACAGCCUGCGGCCAGCGGUCCAGUGCAAGCACUCGGUGGAGAAGAAGACGAUGACGAACCCCACCACAGUGAUUGAGAUUUACCCAGACACCACCGAAGUGAACGAUUACUAUCUCUGGUCCAUCUUCAACUUCGUAUACCUCAACUUCUGCUGUCUUGGCUUCAUCGCCUUGGCCUAUUCUCUGAAAGUCCGGGAUAAGAAACUUCUCAAUGACCUGAACGGAGCUGUUGAAGAUGCCAAGACAGCCCGGCUUUUCAAUAUCACCAGCUCAGCACUCGCCACCUUCUGCAUCAUCCUUGUCUUCAUCUUCCUGCGAUACCCGCUCACUGACUAUUAGAGCGAGGCCAGCAGCAGUUGCAGCCAAAAUGCCUCGGUGCCAGAAGUGUCUGCCGUUAUUUCCUGUAGCAAGGACACAAACAAUGACCCAUCUUGAUUGCAAAAAAUACAAAUAAACCAAUAAAUAACUAAACCCAAGGGAGCAUACCUUCCCUGACCCCAGCUGGUAUGUGAACUUCUGUAGAAAAGGGUUUUACUUUUACAUUUUUACAGGAAAAUAUUUAUUUUUCGUGAUGAAGAAAAACGUGCAACGAUGAUGAUGGGCAAAGCAGAAAACUUUGAUGCAUCUUGAGCCAACAGACCUAGCUAGGGACAACAACCACAGCAGCGGAGGAGAAGACACCAUCUAGAGAACAUGGUGCCCUCCAUAACCCAAUGCUUCAAGUGAAGUGAUAUGACCAGCUCAAAUGGUGGGCUGCUCAGGGGAUGGAAACCAGUAGAUGGCCUUAUUGGGAGAGGGGACCUCCAGAUCUCCCAGGCAUCUCUCUGGAAGCAUGUGCACUGAUUAAAAGCUGGGGAGAGGGAGGAAAGAGUCCAGCAGCUGAGAGAAAAACCUGACAACCAAGACAGGGCUGAUUCAGAAGCUAUCAGAUGGUUCAGGCCACUAUUAAGCCCUCUUUCUUUCACUCUCUCUCCCUCCCUAUGUAUGUUUUGCUCUUUCCCCUUCUUUAAUAUAGGAAUUUGUUCAAUUUAAUUUGAAGGCCAUAAUAAUAUCAACCCCACCACCACCUCCAGAGAGUGGAAUUCUAGAGAAUUCAUACUAGAAAAACCCCUCAAGUCUCCAGAUAAAGCCCCAAAGAAUUAAAAGGAAAAACCCUCCUUGAAAUCCUUCUGAGAAUGCUGAGAAUGUGGACGGAUUCUGGAGGAUUUGCAUAGAUCCUGUAUACUGAGUGCUACUGUAUUUCUGUAAACGUUCAAUAAAGAUACCUCUGACAUCCGA
Messenger RNA from Alligator mississippiensis (American alligator), 2797 nucleotides. It is a transcript of the gene IFITM10, whose product is annotated as interferon induced transmembrane protein 10. The transcript is spliced from 2 exons. The coding region runs from base 1052 to 1858 and encodes 268 amino acids. The record is from RefSeq and is a predicted model, not a curated record. NCBI's taxonomy places the organism in Eukaryota, Metazoa, Chordata, Crocodylia, Alligatoridae. Gene Ontology annotation, cellular component: plasma membrane.